AUGGCGACGCUCAAUCCGGGAACAAUUUACACAGGCCCGGACCUUGUCGAAGAUUCCAAGAUCCAAAGGGUGACGCGUUUCCCUGCUGCCGCGGACUUUCGAUCGCCAGUACAGCCGCCAGCGGGUCUGGACAGUUGGCAAGUGCAAUCCGGGAACUUUAGGGCCCCUCCCCCAUACGAAACUCCUCAGACGGGCAACUUGAUGGAGACUCAAGGCGUUGUGGGAGGCUACCAGCCUUCCCAGAACUGGGCAUACGAUGCCUCGCGGGUUGCUGCACAGAACGCCUUCGCCAAGCAGAAGAGGAUGUCGUCGCAUCUCAACAAGUCAAGAUCCAAGAGAAGGAACAAGCCGUUUGGCCAAACGAUGAGGCCAGCUAUCGCUGUGGAUACCAGCUACUCUCGUCAUCGUGGGCCUGCGCCGCGUCAAGUUUUUCCCGCUGCUGUAGGAGGGCUAUUCGCCACAGGGAAGCCUGGAAUGGUGCCACCUGAAGAGGAGAAGGUCCCGAGCAAGUUCAAGUGGCUAGGACUGGCAAAGUCGGCUUCGAUACGUAAGUUGAGAUCCGACGACAGGAAAGAAAGCCUUGACAAGUUGGCUCCAACGUACGAAUUGCAAGAGAAGGGGUCUUUCCCGGAGGACGACGGUUUCCGAUUCAAGUCAAAAACGAUGCGCAGAAAUGCUCCAGAAGUCAAACCAGAGACAAAGCCGGUGAUGGUUCCAUUUGUUCCGGGACCUCCCCCUGAUCCUCCAGUCGCUCAGAUUUCAGUACCUGAGACACCGGAAAAUAUCCAACCGCCCCGCAUGAGCCCGCUCGAUGUGUCUCCAUCCGAUCGUCCCAUCACCGUUGGUCUGACGGUAUCACCGGAGCAGGUUUCUGACUACGAUACUCCUCAGUCGGCACAGUCAGGCAACAAUUUAGGAGUCCAUCCCGCCAAUCAUCAAAGAUCCAACAGCCCUGCUUCGGCUGAAACCCCGACUAUCAUCGUCACUCCUGCAAGGGAGAAGGCUGGCUGGCUAUUCCCCAUUGACAACAGGCCUCGUCCUGCAUCAAGCGUCUACUCCCGGGCAACGAACGCAUAUACGAUGUACAAUCCCAGUCGAGAGUACAUUCCUCCUGUUCCAGCAAUCCCGGCGAACUUCGAAACCAGGAAUGACAACAGCCCCGGAGGGAUCAGCACCGCGAAUGGGUUUGUGGUCUCUGAGAGUCCAUCUCCAUCUGAACCCGCUCCGCCCCAACCAGCCGCCUCUUCGAAGGCACAAGAAAUCGCGAACACCAAGAAACCGCGAGUAACUUCUGACGCCACUCUUUUCGAAGAAGACCAGACGCCUCAAUCAGCAGGGACUCUGAGAGGCCCUACGGGACUGUACAUUGACACGAACAUUCCGCCAACCCCGCAUCGUUCUAAAGGAUGGUGGAACAUAAUCACUACUCCAUUCGAAUUCACCCCUUCUCGGUUCCGGUUCGCACCUGGCACGCCCAGCGACGCGAGUACUCCAAUGAUCCCCAUGAUUCUAUCGCGUUUCUCUCGUUCGCCAGAUUUACAUCGUAAUUUUUCUGCGAGAUCAAGGGCAGCUCAGACUCCACAGUCAUCUACGACGGCAUUUACUAGCCCGGCGACUUGGGAGCGUUCGUCGUCGGAUGAGUCGCCAGUGAGGACGCACGAUGACUUGGGAAUUUCGACAAUUCCAUCACGCGAAUCUCUAGAUAGGUCUUAUCAACCCGAGGGUGCCCAAAGCGCGAUCAGCGCCAGCGACAGGGAAAUCCCGGUCGCCCUCGGACCAGGAUUUGAGGCUAAAGCGGAUUCUCCCACCAACCCCGCGCCACCCAGCCACAAUAACAGCAACAAUGUCUUUCAUCUUUCCAACCACUACCAUUUCAACGGCGUACCUUUCUAUCGGGACCGGGACUUUGUACGCAGCGACACCCUCCGUAGUACAGACACGACCCCUGUUGUCGCGGUAGCGUCGCUGGGCACCGUACUGUCAGCCCGUGCCGUGCACGAACCUCACGAUCCGACCAGCACGCCUCGCAGCAUGAACGCCUAUGUUGAAGAUGCACCAGCUGAGCCGCGGGCGGCUACAGCUGCAGCUACUCCUCGGCGGUCGACUUCGACCCGCCGGUCCUCUAGGCCGCAUGACAUCUCAAUGCCUGCGCCUGCAGGUGCAAUUCCUUCCAGUCGGCGUACUUCGGCAGAUGUUCCUGUUUCGAGCCGGCGUACUUCAUCAGAGAUCCCCCAGUCAAAUCAGCGGCCUGCAGCAGGAUUUCUCUACUCCAAUCAUCGAGCCGCUGAGGCCCCCUAUUCGAAUCAGCGUGAACAGGCGCCUGUUCCUUACUCCAACCCACCUGCUCCGGCAGAGGCUCCCUACUUCCCGCCGCCGCCGACGCAGGUACACCACCACCACCAUCACCAGCAAAAUAACUACUUCACGCAGGAUCCGCCCAGCUAUGGAAGCCCGAACGAACCACUUGAAAGAGGUGGAACGCGGAGGCCGUUUCCUGGAAGCCCUCACUACACCGAGAAGGUGCAGAAGGCACCCAAAGCGCCCAAGGCACCGCGCAGGAAGGGUGCAGGCGGUUAUUGGCAUCUUUUCCCUAAGCGUAAUCACGCCAAACAGGACCCCAAUGACCCUGCCGCGAAGAAAAAGAAGAAGAGGAGAUGCUGCUGCUGGUGCUGUUGCAUCUUCUUCCUAAUUCUCCUAAUUAUCAUGGCCGCUCUCCUCGGAACCCUGCUACCUAGGAGACACAGUAGCGAUGGUGGCACCAGUGGCACUUCUAGCACCGGUGGUUCUUCAACCUCGCCGGAUGGUAGUCCCUCAGCAACCAAUGUCCCUGACACUCCUUCAGUAUGGCUGAACUUGACUGGAUUCCCUCCCAUCCCAACAGGCGUCGCAACAAUUGCUCAGCCUGACAACAACUAUGAGGAGAGCGGAUGCGUGUCCCCGCAGACGAUGUGGAGCUGUGCGGUGCCUAAAGAGCAGCAGCAGGAACUGGAACCGAACGAACCCAACCAGCCAAACUUCAAAUUUCAAAUCAAGUUUGUCAACGGCACCAUCUCCAACACAACGGCUCUGCAGCCGACCAAGGUCAAGCGAUCGAUUCAGCAGAGGAGGUGGCUCAACUUUCUCCGGACUCGGGACGAGCCCACCCCUUCCCCUUCGGCUCCUAGCCGGGAAGAUCAAGCGUUUCUUGGAAACACGACGGACGGGAAUUCAUCACCUUUUGCAGGUGAAGAUACUCCGUUCUUCAUUUCUUUCUUGAACGGCGAGCAUGUCUCAUCGAAGCGUUUGGCCAAGAGGCAGAGCUCGACUAAUGGAACCAUUGCGGAUAUCAUUCCUGAUCCCGACAUUGCAUCAGACGGUACUGCUGCGGCUGCGAACCUUUUGUUCUUCCCCGCGAACCAGCCUUUGAAGCUGUACAAUCGUGGUACACCAACUGAGCACUACGGAUUCUACAACUACUUCGACCGGUCGAUCUUCCUCAAGAACAACAUCGCCGUCAACAGCACCGACACGGGCGAGAUUCAAGCGGACCGGGAUGGAGGAUCUACCAAGGACGCAGCAAAGGUGCGGUGCACGUGGAGGCAGACGCGGUACCUUGUUCAGAUUUGGACGAACUCGGAAGACAGCAAGGCGCUUCUGCCCACUUCAACGAGCUCGGGCGCUUCAUCGACCGCUUCUAGUGCCGUCAACUUCGACCGACCGGGAUCCUUCCCGUAUCCCGUUACCAUCACGCUGGAUAGACACGGCGGCAACAUCACGGAGAAGAUGAUCUACUGCUACGGCAUGGACGACGAGGGCCGUAUCAUCGACGAUUCGGCCAAGCUGCAGCUGGAGAACCGCGACUUCAGCGGGACUUUGGUGAACCCUGCCUCGGGCCCCUUUGGUAACGUCAACGUCACGCUGGCCGAGGGUGGACCGGGUGGAAUUGAUGGUGGCACUGGCGGUUGUGGAUGUAAAUGGAGGAACUGGGAGAACGCCUAG
Molecule: messenger RNA, 3978 nt
Organism: Lasiodiplodia theobromae
Lineage: Eukaryota; Fungi; Ascomycota; Dothideomycetes; Botryosphaeriales; Botryosphaeriaceae
Exons: 1
Coding region: 1-3978 (1325 amino acids)
Source: RefSeq, a predicted model, not a curated record